GGGGCGCAGAUGGCGCAGUGAGGAGGCGGUGCGGGGCGGCAAAGGCUCUUCCGCGCCUGCAGAGGCCCUUCCGGGCCCACGGGGACUGGAGGACCUGAGGGAGUCUCCUCUUUUCCUUUGCCGAUGAGGAAGUAGAGACCUGGGACACCUGCUCACCCCCGAGCGCCUGGCCUGAAGGGUUCUCUGUUAAGAAAGGGGCUCUAGCGAAAGCGUCUUGUGAAGAGGCGCCUGCCAGGGCUCACAUGGAGUAACGGGUUCCACUCGCCACCUGGAGCUGCUUGGGCUGUCACAGUGCCUAUGUUGGGGAGCCUUUUGUCAGAAGAGCGUGGAAGGGAGCAAGGCGCAAAGAGCAGGGGCAAAUCUCGUCUUUGUCAGGCUGGACGGAGUGCCAGCUACCCCCACCCGGUCCCUGGAAUUUUCUGAUUAGAUUUUGGAAAGUGAAUUUAACCCUCUGAUCUAUUGUGUUCCCCCUUCCACUGGAAGGACUCAGUAUUAUUAUGAAGAGUGACCCCUAAAGGUUUGCGGGGAAGGAGUAUCACUGCACACCACAGAGCCUCUGCCCAGCCUAGUCUGGCCACCUUGGGGGCUGAGGAAGUCUUUGGCUUCCUGAUUAGACCAAAGUCUAACAUUGCCCUUUAUCAGAAGAGGCUACGGCGGCAUUCCACCAAAGAGCAAAAAAACAACUAAAACAUCACAAACUUUAAAGGCAUACAGUACCCUUCUAGAAUUUUCUGAAUCAGGAACUGCUCUUGUGGUCAGGUGUGUAUUAAAGACCCUUGCUCCAGAUCGACCAUCGGCACCCUGCUGGCAUCUGAGCUAGGAUGGAAAUUCUAUGAUGCCGAUGACUAUCACCCAGAGGAAAAUCGAAUGAAGAUGGGAAAGGGGAUGCCGCUGAAUGACCAGGACAGAAUUCCAUGGCUCUGCAACUUGCAUGACAUUUUACAAAGAGAUGUAGCCUCUGGACAGCAUGUAGUUCUAGCCUGUUCAGCUCUGAAGAAAGGAUACAGAGACAUCUUAAUACACGGAAAAAAUAGUGCACCUCUGAAGUGUGAUGAGCUGGGGAAGGAAGAAAAGCCCGCUGAGGUGAAGCUCCUUGUGGUCCAUCUGACUGGGUCGUUUGAAGUCAUCUCUGGACGUUUACUCAGAAGACAAGGACAUUUUAUGCCCCCUAAGUUAUUACAGUCCCAGUUCGAUACUCUGGAGCCCCCAUCUGCUCCAGAAAAUUUCAUCCAAAUCAGUGUGGACAAAAGUCUUUCAGAGAUAAUUGCUAUAAUUAUGGAAUCUCUAAAACGAAAUGAGAAUCAUUUAUAUGAGUAGUCAAGAAUAGAAUUAGGCAUAAAUCUGUAUCUUCCACCCCAAACCGUGUUCUAGUAUCCUUGUUGAAAUGUAUUCUAGUUUCGUCUUAAGGUGAACAGACUGCAAUGUGUUGAGAUAGGCUUGUUUGGGUGGAGUUUUAGUCAUCUGCGAUACACUUGCUACUCUUGUCAUUGUGCUCUGGCAUAUUCAGAGAAAAGGAAACACUGAAAGUAAAGCUUCGAUUGACAUUUAAAUUCAUGUGACCCCAUCAAAUGAUCAGAAGAGAUUCUCUCAUCUUAUUUAGAAUAUUCUUGAUCAUGCCUGUACUCGGUGAAAUCAAGGAAAUCUGGCCAUCCUUGGUACCCUCUGGAGACUGGUUUCAGGAGCAGAAAAACAAAAAACUGACCACUCAUGAGCAGUCACAUUACAUACACCACACACCUCUUAAUAUAUCUGUAUAUACACAUACAGAUAUAUAUAUAUAUAUAUGUCACCCUCGGGUGUAGAGAAAGGACUUAAUCAUGGUACUCUGAGUCUGUACUGGGCACUGUGAUGGGCACGCUGGAGGGUCUGAGGCUGUAACACAAAGCCCUGGCUCUCAGGGAGUCUCAGUUGGGUGGAAAGACAGGGCCUCUCAUAUCCUCCAGGACCAGCUAGAGUUCUCAGUUUUUUGCAAGAAAGAAAUGAUUUUCAAAUAUUCUGCUAGACUUUCACGUGGGACCAAAUGAAGCAGCCUGUUUAUAAUUAUAGCAAGAUUGAAUCUAUUUUAUACAUAAAUAAAAGCAUUUUUUGCAGUGUCAUUUCAUAUACACUGAAUUUUCCAAGAAUGCAAUAAAGGGACAAUUG
Sus scrofa (pig) is the source of this 2142-nucleotide messenger RNA. Lineage: Eukaryota; Metazoa; Chordata; Mammalia; Artiodactyla; Suidae. The record is from RefSeq and is a predicted model, not a curated record.